UUCUAAAUAAUAAAUUAAAAUGUUUCACAUUUGACUAACGUUUCAAAUGUUAGAAAUCAAUAAUUUGGUAGGAAAAAAAAAGAUAUCAGAAGAGAAAAAAGUUUUUCACAAUUGUUUUGAAGGUGUACAGACGAGCAGUUUUAGAUAAUAUUUUGCUUAACCUCAACAAGUUCCACGAAUAAUUUUGGCAAUCUGCCAUAAGUAACAAAACGUCGAGCAUUCGACCAAUUGAAUAAGUUUUCCGUCAAGUUUGCUGUAAGAACGCGGCAGGAUGUCAAAGUUCUUUAAGAACUCAAUUGUUAUAGAGAAGCCGUCUAUCCAGGACCAUAGCAUCGCCACUUUGUUUCCGGUCAACAGAUUACCGGAACAAUAUCAUUCGCUCAUCGAAGCCCUGAGGGGAACGAUGGAUUUCACUCACAAGCGAGUCUAUCAGAUUCUAUCGGCCAUUCUUGGACCUCUGGAAAGAGAAUCAGAAGACGAAAACGAGGAAGAAGAUGAAACGUAACAGUGGAUUAUUGACACGCAUUUAUUAGUUAAUCAAAAUCAAUUUUGACCGUGAAAAAAGUAUCUAUAUAUACGCUAUUUUACGUUUCAUCGGAUUAGAUUGGUAGUGUCCGCGAAAAUUAUCAUGAAAUCAUCUGCAUUCAAUAGAUCACGAUCAGAAAAUGAUUUUUCCACCGUCAAAUUGCACGAACUUGAUGAUUUAUUAAAUGGGAAGCGAAUGAAAUUGUCGAAGACGUCGUUUCAACUAAACGACGUUGAAGAUUGUUUGAAAAGUAAUGAAUCGGAAGAAGAGAAGACCAAUUAUUUUCCGAAUUGUGAUUCGUCCGUAUGGAUGAGAUCUUGCAAAAAUGAAGUGAUAGAACCGAUUUCUGGUAAGAUAACAGGAAAAAUACCACAUUGGUUGAAAGGAACUUUGCUAAGAAAUGGACCAGGUAGUUUACAAGUCGGAGAAUACACUUUCAACCAUCUGUUCGAUAGUUCAGCUUUAUUGCAUCGAUUUGCAAUUGCUAACGGAGAAGUAACCUAUCAAUGCAGAUUCGUUCAGACGGACGUAUAUAAAAAGAACAAUGCUGCUCAAAGGAUAGUAGUUACUGAAUUUGGCACCAAAGCAGUACCAGAUCCUUGCAGAAAUAUUUUUCAAAAAGUCGCAGCUGUAUUCAAACCCGAGAAUGACUCUGAUAAUUCUAUGAUAUCCAUAUAUCCCUUUUGCGAUGAGUAUUAUACGUUUGCGGAAUCGGCAGUGAUUCAUCGUAUCGAUCCGAAAACAUUGGAAACUACAGGCAAGGUGAAUGUGUCUGAUUACGUUGGAAUUGUAAAUCACACGUCUCAUCCUCACGUAAUGAACGAUGGUACCGUUUAUAAUUUAGGAUUGAGCGUGACAUCACGAGGACCGCAAUACAAUAUCAUAUGCUUUUCACCCAAUCAAAUUAUCAUUGAUGACUCAGGUGAAGAAAAAGAAUUAUCCAUGUUUGAUCAAGCUACCAUUAUUGCCAGUGUUCCGUCACGAUGGUUGUUGAAUCCUUCUUACAUGCAUACCUUUGGCAUCACUGAAAAUUAUUUCAUCAUCGUAGAACAACCAUUGUCGGUAUCUCUGACCACUAUAGUAUCUUGCAAAAUGAAACAACAACCGAUGUGUGCAGCUUUAAAGUGGUAUGAGAAUGAAAAUACUCUCAUACAUUUGAUUUCGAGAGAGACAGGAUUAUUAGAGAGGACGUUUAUUUCAGAGGCAUUUUUUUACCUUCAUAUCAUAAAUCAAUUUGAAACACGUGAUCGUGAUUACGUGGUACUGGAUAUUUGCUGCUAUCGCGAUGCAAAAAUGUUAGACUGUUUAUUCGUAGAUGCGAUGAAGAAUUUGCAUAAGAAUCCUGAUUAUGCUAAAAUGUUUCGUGGCAGACCUUUGCGAUUCAUUUUACCAAUGAAACGUCCACAGCCGGACGUACCAUUGGAAUAUAAUUUGAUUACCGCAAAAACAGUGAACCAAGGUCUGGAGUCAUUCCAAAAUGACUCUGUCACAAGUCAGAAUAAAUCUGGGUCAGAGUUGGUUAAAACAUCGAUAAAUGAUACUAACAAAGACAAAAGGAACGAUUACCAGAAUAUUCUGAGGCGAAGAGCAACUGCUCAUAAACUUGCGAAUGGUGAUAUUUUUGUGAAACCGGAACUUCUUUGCGAUUUGGGCUGUGAAACGCCACGUCUCAACUACGACUCCUAUCUUGGAAGGGAGUAUCGAUAUUUUUAUGCCAUUUCUAGUGACGUGGACUUAGAAAAUCCUGGAACGAUUAUCAAGGUGGAUAUCUUGGAGAAAACGAGAAAAACUUGGUGCGAGAAAAAUGUUUAUCCGAGUGAACCGGUUUUCGUACCGGAUCCUAAUGGCAAGAACGAAGACGACGGCGUGGUUCUUUGCUCUAUUGUUUGGUCUGAUAAAGAGACACGCGUUGGAUUGCUGAUUCUAGACAGCGUGACUCUUAGGGAAAUCGCUAGAGCCAUCUUUGAGACUUCUGGCCCGGUGCCAAAGUGCUUACAUGGCUGGUUUACCUUGGACAAGUAAAAUAAACUGGGACUUCUAAGAGACGGAUAUCGGAUCUUUGGUUCAUCGAUGGAAAUGAAAUAUUGAUCUGGAUGUUAUGCGAUAUGUAUUAUAUCAAAUUGUCGAUAUAUUUUUAUCAUAUAAUAUCUAUAUUUUUCAGCUCCAUUUUGUUGGCUUGAUUAUUGUCUCGUUAGUAGCUUCGGAAUUAAAAACAUUGCUCUACGAACGAUUCUUUUAGCAAUGAAAUUGCGAUAUUAAGAAAAAUAUAUGUUAUAUGUUUAUAUAAUAUAUAUAUAUAUAUAUAUAUAUGUAUAUAUUAACUGCACAAUAUGUAUACAAUAUAAUAAAUUAUUUAAUGUUUUCUCCCGAUUGUACAGUGUAACUCAUAUUUGGCGAUUAAUGUGUCAUAAAGCUUCGAUGACAUGUAACGCAAUAAAUUUACAAUAAAAUGGGAUGCAGUCGUGA
Messenger RNA from Apis laboriosa (Himalayan honeybee), 2992 nucleotides. It is a transcript of the gene ninaB, whose product is annotated as carotenoid isomerooxygenase. The record is from RefSeq and is a predicted model, not a curated record. Gene Ontology annotation, biological process: retinal metabolic process; carotene catabolic process. The transcript is spliced from 11 exons. NCBI's taxonomy places the organism in Eukaryota, Metazoa, Arthropoda, Insecta, Hymenoptera, Apidae. Gene Ontology annotation, molecular function: carotenoid dioxygenase activity; beta-carotene 15,15'-dioxygenase activity. The coding region runs from base 629 to 2548 and encodes 639 amino acids.